GCGGUAAUGCACAUUCCACAAUCAUCCGAUCCAACAAAUCCAACAAAGAAGAAGAGACUGUUCUCGUUUGUAGCAACUUGGUGUCUUUUUAGCUAAUUAAGCUUGUAAAUAUCUUUAUUAUAGCUGUGAAACAUGCAUCGCAGCAUCAUAAGGUUUGCUGAGCAGCACUGGCAGUGUCCUGCUCGCUGUGUCAGCUCUGCCGUGAGGAGGAGAAAGGUUCUGAGAAGCGCCUUCCCAGUUCUGGAUCAGCCCCUUCUGCCCAUCCAGCGACACGUGUAUGAAGCAAACCUUAGACACAGCAUCGCCUGCCGCAAGAAGUAGAUACUCCGAGCUAAAGGAGAAGGUGAGGAAAGGUGGGGGAGAUAGCGGGAUAGCCAGACACACCCAGAGAAACAGGAAGUUGCUGGUGAGGGAUCGGCUGCACCUCCUACUGGAUGAUGAGGACUUCCUGGAGCUUUCACCGUUUGCUGGUUUGGGUCUUCCGUACGGGGACAUCCCCUCAGCCGGCUGCUUGACGGGCAUUGGAAGGAUUAAUGGCUUGUGGUGUUUGUUCAUCGCUAACGAUGCCACAGUGAAAGGCGGCACAGCUUAUCCAAUCACGGUGAAGAAGCAGCUACGAGCCCAAGAGAUAGCGAUCCAGAACCGCCUCCCUUGUGUCUACCUGGUUGACUCUGGAGGAGCUUUCCUACCGCUGCAGUCUGAGAUUUUUCCUGACAAGAAUCAGGGCGGAAGAACGUUCUACAACGAGGCCAUCAUGUCUGCCAUGAAGAUCCCACAGGUGGCGGUGGUGUGCGGCUCGUGCACCGCGGGUGGAGCUUACAUCCCCACGAUGGCAGAGGAGGCGGUGAUGGUGCACCGGAUAGGAACCAUAUUCCUGGGAGGCCCACCUCUUGUCAAAGCUGCUACAGGAGAGGAGGUGACCCCGGAGGAGCUGGGAGGAGCCAGACUUCAUGCUGAGGUGAGCGGCUGCGUGGACCAUUUUGCGUGGGAGGAAAAGGAGGCAUUUGAUUAUACCCGAAGCAUCAUAUCCACCCUCAACUUUCAACUGCCUGAGGAGGAGGAGGAGGGCGUGAAGAAGGACGCUGGAGAGGAGCCGCUGUUCAGUUCAGAAGAACUUUUGGGUCUCGCUCCUCAGAGUUACGGCCACAGUCUGGAUGUGAAGAUGAUAAUCAGUCGGCUGACAGACGGGAGCCGCUUCCAGGAGUUCAAAGCUCGCUACGGAACCACGCUGGUCACUGGUUUCGCUAAGAUUUCUGGCCACCUGGUGGGAAUAGUGGCCAACAACGGAGUGCUGUCGCGUGACGCCGCGCUGAAGGGGAGCCAUUUCGUCCAGCUGUGUGACCAGAGAGACGUCCCGCUCCUCUUCCUCCAGAACACGGCUCCUGCAGCAGCUCUGACUCUGUCUGCAGCCCAGGCGGAGGCGAACGGCAACCGCCUGAAGGCACAGGGGUCCAUGAUGUCAGCGGUAGCCUGUGCCUCGGUCCCAAAAAUCACUGUGGUGAUAGGUGGUUGCCAUGGCGCCGACAGCUACGCUAUGUGUGGACGAGCCUUUGACCCUAACUUCCUGUUUCUGUGGCCCAACGCCCGCGUGUCUCUGACCGCGCCAGGCCACGCCGCCUCCCUGCUCCCCCCCGACGAGGAGCAACAGGAGGAGAAUCUGAACGAGAGGUUAAAGGAGGAGAGCUCUGCGUUCUUCUCCUCUGGCAGGAUGUGGGACGAUGGAGUUGUUCUGCCGCAGGACACCAGGAAGGUUCUUGGAGAUUCUCUGGACAUCAUCAAACAGCAGCGCUAUCAGCUGUCGACUGAGAAGCAGCGGUCUGUUGUUCUACGUGUGUAGAAGCUUCCAUCCUCACAUACCUCACCAUCUCAGCUGCUGUUGGACUAAUGCAGAUGUUUUCCCUCACAAGGAUCUUUUAUGGGUGUUUGUACAGAAUGAUCAAAACUUACAGUCAGAAAUUCAUCAUGUUUUACAUCAAUAAUCGGAACACUGGUGUGUACCAUCCAGGAGGUGUCGCAUCUAAACACGUUUGUGGAAAAAUGCUGCAAAAGUGCCUCUUUGUGUUUCGUUUUUUCAACGUUUUGACUAUUUGCCCGUCGUUUGAUGUUCUAAAACAAGAAAAAACAUUCAAUUGUGUCUAACAAUAGAUUUUGUUUUUAAAUGACCUCAGGCCUUACACAAAAUAACUAUAAUAUCAUUCUGUAAUUACAAAUGUAAAAUAAAUGCUGUUAAUAUGUA
Molecule: messenger RNA, 2236 nt
Organism: Nothobranchius furzeri (turquoise killifish)
Lineage: Eukaryota; Metazoa; Chordata; Actinopteri; Cyprinodontiformes; Nothobranchiidae
Product: methylcrotonoyl-coenzyme A carboxylase 2
Biological process (GO): L-leucine catabolic process
Cellular component (GO): methylcrotonoyl-CoA carboxylase complex; mitochondrion
Molecular function (GO): methylcrotonoyl-CoA carboxylase activity
Source: RefSeq, a predicted model, not a curated record